AUGUAUCAACCCACAGACAGAGAGAAGAUUGAACUUUACAUCUCAGCUCGUAAGCUUGCUAACAUGGAUGUCAUAUCAGAGAGUGAUCCCAAGUGCAAGAUCUUCGUAAGAGACUUUAAUGGAGUCGAACGAUAAAUUGGCUAAACCGAAGUCCUUAAAAACAACCUUAAUCCUGAUUGGAAAACAACCAUUCAAAUGGAUUUCAUCUUUGAGAUUAAAUAAGAACUAAGAUUUGAGGUUUGGGACCAUGAUGAUGGAACCAUUGAUAAAGAUGAUUUAAUUGGUGUUGUCAAUACCACAGUUGGAGAGAUUAUGGGAUCAAGGAAUUAGGUUUAUACAGGAUAGUUGAAAUUGAAGAACAAAGCGACUGGAACUCUUUUAAUUAAGGGUGAUAAAUUGAAGGAUGACAAUAGAUUCAUUUUCUGGUAAUGGGAGGGCAAGAAAAUAAAGAAUGUAGAUGGCUGGUUUGGCAAUUCAGAUCCCUUUUUGAGAUUUUAUAAAUAGUCUGGAAAUGAUUGGUUGUUUAUUCACGAGACUGAAUAUUGCAAGAACAAUGAAAAUCCACAUUGGAAACCAUUUGAAAUAUCGAUGAGUAAAUUGAAUGCUGGAAAUACAUUAUAGUAAAUAAAGGUGGAAUGCUGGGAUAAUCAAACUAAUGGAAAACAUCAAUAUAUUGGUGAUUCCUUAUUCACAAUCCAUCAAAUUGAGAAUGAACUAAAAAGAGAAUUCAUAUCUCUCUCUAAAAAAGGCAGUAAUCAUGGCAUCUUAUAACUAAAAUAAUUUAACUUAUUUACAAAGCCAUCCUUCAUUGAUUAUAUCAAAGGAGGGGAGUAGAUUAAUUUGAUGAUUGCUGUAGAUUUCACUGGUUCUAAUGGAGAUCCCAAAUUUCCAAACUCCCUACAUUACAAUAAUCCAAAUCAAAUGAAUCAAUAUUAAUCUGCACUCUAUCAAGUUUCAGAAAUAUUAUUGAAUUACGACUUCGAUAAGAAAAUACCCAUGUAUGGAUUCGGUGGAAUCAUUGGUAUUCAAAUUGAGUCUAUCCCUAGCUUUCCUUUGACUGGUAGUUUUUAAUAACCAGAGGUAUUUGGCCUGGAAGGAAUUAUGGCCUAAUAUAGUGGAGCACUUCAAAAUGUCACCUUAUCAGGACCAACAUAUUUUGCACCAAUCAUUUAAUAUGCUUGUUAAACAGCAUAACAAAAUAUAAGCUAAAAUAUUUAUACAGUUCUAAUGAUACUGACAGAUGGGGAGAUUCAUGACAUGAAUUAGACAACUCAAUUGAUAAUUGGUGCUGCAAGAAUCCCGCUUUCAAUAAUUAUCAUUGGAGUUGGAGAUGAAUAGUUUUAAUAGAUGAAAACUCUUGAUGGAGAUAGCGGUCCAUUGAAAGGUUCAUCCUCAAGAGACUUGGUAUAAUUUGUACCCUUUAGAGACUUUAAAUAAUAAGGAGAAUUGGCAAGAGAAGUGCUAGCAGAACUCCCAAAUUAAUUAGUUACCUACAAACAGCUAUUAGGAUUGUAACCAUUAAAAGUUCCAGAUAUUCAUCUAAGUCAAUUGGGAUGAAGAUGAUAAAACAUAAAACAAAUAGUAUAUUAUAAUAAUAACUAAAGCUGAAA
Messenger RNA from Paramecium tetraurelia, 1610 nucleotides. RefSeq lists its product as uncharacterized. The transcript has 5 exons. The record is from RefSeq and is a predicted model, not a curated record. Gene Ontology annotation, biological process: cellular response to calcium ion. Lineage: Eukaryota; Ciliophora; Oligohymenophorea; Peniculida; Parameciidae. Gene Ontology annotation, cellular component: plasma membrane. Gene Ontology annotation, molecular function: calcium-dependent phospholipid binding.